AUGGACAAAACGACUCUCGACACCCAACGUUACGCCAGCGAGGGAAUCCGCCUCCUCUACCUCCACUUCUCCCCCAAGAUGUUUGAGAAGGUGAAGCGGACGGCCGACGAUUACAAGUGGACUAUGAUGCCAAUGGAACUCAUCGAUAUGGUUCACAGGCAUGCCUUUGAGGAAAGCAGAGACGUCUUCGACAAGCCAGUUUUCAGCAUCGACGAUUUCAUCAGUGCCAUCACGCCUAUUUUUCGCCCGUCUGUCCUCACUAAAAUCCGCUCGAACUUGGCUUCCUUCGAUGCCGUCGCCGGCGUUGAGUGCACCGAGGUAUUCCUAGGCCAGCAGACGAUCUGCGAUUGGAUUAUGCACAUCAUCGCCGAGUUUCUCAAACCCCUGCACGCCUUAGAACCUGGCCAGUUUACAUCGGCUUCUCGGGGAACCUCUUCGUCUGCCACGACCUCCGAAUCUCUCAAGAAGGACCCCUUGAAUAUCACCCAGCUUGAUGGCCCCUCGGACAUGUUCGAUGUCCCCACAGACCGAACGGUGCAACAGGUCAUCCUCCGCGGGCGUACAGUUCUCGAGGCAUGGGCGAAUAAUGAGACUACUCGCCAACUCAGCAUGAUGAGAAAGGGUCAAGAACGCCUGCGUCAUGACCCUGAAAACCUUGAUCCGACCUGGUCACCUCGACAUGCUGGCAGUAACCCCGUAUACCACGGCUCGGUUAUCCGUGAUGAGGAAUGGCCUCGACGUUUCAACGAAACUCCAUUCGACGCUCUUAGUCCCAGAACUAAUUCCAAUCAGAUGGUGACCGAUGCAUUUUCUGUCAUCUUCACGGCGUUUAGUCCCCUGCGAGCCUUUCUUUGGGCAGCUUUUCAAAACGGAUUGCCCCGCAUGGCGCCCGAUACCCAGGACAUAUUGAACACGCAUAACACCUGGGUCAGUGGUGGAAGAACCUACCAGGGCGCUGUCCUAUUCAAGUUUCACUCGACGCAGCCUUCUCCAGCUGGCCUCACUCACUACGUGAUCCCUGAGGGCAAAGAAAACGACUGGGGAACGAAAUCUUUACACGGCAACUACAAGGCUAUCAACGAGCGACGAGUCUGGGAUUAUUAUCGCACUAUUCAUGGUCAGAGUGGCGACGUUUUUCCAGAUCUCGUUCAUGGUCUAGAAUAUGGCCACCAACUGACUGCGCUCACACCUUUCCGUACCAAUAUGUGGCGCACUAUCUGGAGGGCAGGUGCAGCCUCAAACCAUCUCAACGCUCAACAUGCUGCAACUUAUGCCAUCAGCUUUGAGAUUGGCUGCCCUGCUGAGCCUCCACCAGCAGCGGCCAAGACUAUGGGGAAACCGGGUGACGGCCAAGACAAAGACCAAGGCAAGGGCGGGGGUAAGGGGGAGGGUAAGGCGUCGCUGGGACGCCGAAUCAGGAACAAGGCCUCCACCAUCUUCAGGCCCUUCUCAGAUCGUUCCUCGUAG
Molecule: messenger RNA, 1467 nt
Organism: Colletotrichum graminicola M1.001
Lineage: Eukaryota; Fungi; Ascomycota; Sordariomycetes; Glomerellales; Glomerellaceae
Exons: 2
Coding region: 1-1467 (488 amino acids)
Source: RefSeq, a predicted model, not a curated record